This is a messenger RNA of Vitis riparia (riverbank grape), 1684 nucleotides long. RefSeq names its product E3 ubiquitin-protein ligase ATL4-like. NCBI's taxonomy places the organism in Eukaryota, Viridiplantae, Streptophyta, Magnoliopsida, Vitales, Vitaceae. The transcript has a single exon. The record is from RefSeq and is a predicted model, not a curated record. Bases 225 to 1265 code for a protein of 346 amino acids.
UGCACCUGCCUAAACCUCAGCCAUCGCCCUUCAGUGGCACUAUCAUUCAGUACGAGGCGCCACCCGCCCGUCACGUGCCUUCAUCCCCACCCGCUUCUCUAAAUCCUCUUCUCUCGGUUUGACAUUUAAACCCACACCGCCCCCUCAUCAGUCAUCACCACCCUCGUUCUCUGCUCUUUAGCAUGACCCCCUACGGCGCAUGUUAGAACCCUUUACGCCGGACGAUGACUGACGCUCUGUCCCCGCCUCCGGCAUGGUUUCCCGGGAUUUUUCCAGAUGAAGGCGUCACACGGGAAAACUCUUCGUCUUCGUCUUCGUCUUCGUCUUCCAAGGAGGGUUUCAGCACUAGCAGCAUUGUUACUGUGAUUCUCGUCGUCUCCUCUGCGUUUUUCGUCUCUAUCAUUCUCUAUCUCCUCCUCCGCUACCUCAGUCGCCGUUGUAGCGAACGCCUCCACUCUGACGACGUCGUGCUCCCACCUGUCGACUCUGACCGCCGCUUCUCCAGUAGACGCGUGUCGCCGGAAGACUUGUCGCUGAUCGAUUCUCUGCCUCUCUUCACUUUCGGCUCUGUCAGGGGCCGCAACUCAUCCUCCGAAGGCGAUUGCGCCGUGUGUCUCUCCAAGUUUGAGCCUCACGAUCAGCUUCGGCUGCUUCCGAUCUGCUGCCACGCGUUCCAUGCUCGAUGCAUCGACACGUGGCUGGCAUCCAAUCAGACGUGUCCUCUGUGUCGAUCUCCGAUAUUCGCGACGGAAGCGGAUUUUAUGAAGGCCAUACUCGCGUCGACGAACGCUGGCGAUAGUUUCCGGAUCGAGCUCGGUUCAGUGAGUCGGCGGCGAUCGGCAUCGGAAUCCGGAGAGGCGAGACGAUCGUACUCUGUAGGCUCGUUCGACUACAUCGUCGAUCAUGAGUCCGAGGUUACCGUGGCCUCCACCCAUCGACGAGGAGGCUCUGAGAGUAGCGCAGCGGAAAAAGACAAGGAUGACGCCGGAGCUCAGUCGAAUCAACUUGCGCCGGAGCCUCCGGGGCCUAGCACCGCGGCGGAGGUAGCUUCAGGACGAAGCUGGUUGAAGGAUUAUGUAGACAGGUUGUCUUCGACGGCGUCGUUGUCAAUCUCCUCACGUGCGCUAUCGUUCCGGAGCUCCGGCAGGUUUUUCACCGGAAGCAGUCGCCGCAAUGAAACUGCCAGCGUCGGCGAGUGGGAUUUGGAGGCGAAUCGGGUUGGAGAAGAGAUAAGCGAAAUGUUUCGGUGGUUUUCGGGGAUAUAAUGGUAAUUUCGGUCCAUAGCUAGGGUAUUUUCUCAUUCAUUUUCAGCCAAUUUUCCUCCUACCUCUCUGUAGAUAAAAAAACAAAAAGCAGGGAUAAUUUGGUAAAAAGAAUUAGCUCCAGUUGCAUCCUGACCGUUCAUCAGAGCAGAGGUGGACGGCACAGAUUGAAUUGAGGCAGCAUUCGUCAGAAAAUUCAUAAAAAUGCUGCCAUCCUCCACCACCAGUGAGGAUAAAAUUGUAGAAAAUUGCAUUUUUGAGAUGAAAAAAAGUAUAUUAUUAAAUUUGGAUGGAGCUGUAACGGGAAAGAAGAAAGACGGUGGGUGUGUUCACUGUUCAUUUGGGACCUGUGAUUUGGUAGGCCACGACAGACGGAAUUAAAUGGCCUCUCUUCAUUUAUGGAAAUCAACAACCUUCUUCUA